This is a messenger RNA of Kwoniella shivajii, 1680 nucleotides long. RefSeq lists its product as uncharacterized. The transcript has 4 exons. Gene Ontology annotation, biological process: transmembrane transport. Lineage: Eukaryota; Fungi; Basidiomycota; Tremellomycetes; Tremellales; Cryptococcaceae. Gene Ontology annotation, molecular function: transmembrane transporter activity. The record is from RefSeq and is a predicted model, not a curated record. Gene Ontology annotation, cellular component: membrane. Bases 1 to 1680 code for a protein of 559 amino acids.
AUGUCGAACCAAGAGAAAUACGCAGCUACUCAUCUUGAGGAUGAAAAGCACAUUCAACCAGAACACCUUGAAACCUCCCAUACUUUCGAUCCCGAAAAUGGACAUCAACCCACAAAGAGAGGAGCCAACACUCAACUCGAUGAUGCCGCUAGAUUGUUAGCAGAGGCAGGUGGUCAUGUUGAAUACACUCCAGCAGAGUCUAAGAGGGUUCUGCGAAAAAUCGAUUUGUUCGUUUGUUUACCCAUGUGUCUUGUCUACUUUAUCCAACAAUUGGAUAAAUCUUCCGUAUCAUAUUCUGCCGUCUUUGGUCUUCAAAAAGAAGCCGGCCUUGUAGGAACCCAAUACAGUUGGUUGUCCAGUAUUGUUUACAUUGCCCAAUUGGUUUGUCAACCUCUGUCAUCUUACGCAUUGAUCGUGUUCCCUGUCAAAUACUGGGUGAUGUUCAACAUGAUUUCUUGGAGUAUCGUUACCAUUGUCACUUGUGUCGGCAAGAACUUCACCGGAUUACUUAUUUGUCGAUUAUUCCUUGGUAUUUUCGAAGCUACAAUUCUUCCAUCUUUCGUUCUUAUCACUCAGAUGUGGUGGCUCAGAAGAGAACAAUCUUACCGAACCAUCGCAUAUCAAAUCGCCAACUCUUUCGCUGCUAUCUUUGGUCCUCUCUUGAGUUACGCUAUUGGAAGAGCCACCGAAUCAUCCAACGUCAUCAAGCCUUAUCAAGGUAUCUUCCUUUUCAUGGGUUCUUUCAGUUUAGCUCUUGUCCCUGUCGUUUGGUAUCUCAUGCCAAACUCACCUACUACUGCCAAAUUCUUGAGACACGGCAACGAUCGAUUAAUCGCCAUCGAUCGAUUGAAGGAGAACAACACCGGUACCAAAGCGUCUAAAUUCAAGUGGAGUCAAGUAUGGGAAACUUAUCGAGACCCCAAAACCUACAUGUGGGCCGGUAUGUGGUUCUGCGCUGCUUGUCCUUCAGGUGGUAUCGGUGCUUUCGGUGGUCUUAUUACCAAAGGUUUCGGUUUCAACACUUUCACCACUAUUCUCAUGCAAAUUCCAACCGGUGCCAUUGGUAUCACAGCUCUUUUGACAUGUAUCUGGAUCACCAACAGAAUCAAGAUGAGAUGGCCUGUCAUCGCUGUCAUUGUCUUAUUCCCAAUUGCCGGAGCAGUCAGUCUUACCCAAGUCAACCACAAGAAAGUCGGAGGUCUUAUGGCUUCAUACUACGUCGCCUACCUUUUCUCUGCCAUUCAACCCUUGCUCAUCUCUUGGUGUAACUUGAACGCUGCCGGAACCACCAAGCGAGUAGUCACCACCGCCACCAUGUUCGGUGCUCUUACCAUCGGUAACGUCAUUGGUCCCCAAGUAUACCUCACCAGGGAAGCACCAUACUACCACACCGGUCUUUACGUUGACAUUGGAUGUUGGAUCGUUGAAUUCAUCUUGGUAGUCUCAAUGGGUUUCCACCUUCGAAGACUUAACAGAAAGCAAGAAGCUAGACGAGUAGCUUUAGGUUUACCAGCAAACUUGAAAGAUAUCUCCCUUAUGCCUACAGCUGAAGCUGAAGCUUACAAGCUUGAAUUGGCUCAAUUAAUGUCUCAAGCAGGUGUAAACAUGGACACUUUGAACGAGAACGCUUUCGACGAUAUGACCGAUUUCGAGAACCCAAUGUUCAUGUACGUCUUGUAA